This is a messenger RNA of Agelaius phoeniceus (red-winged blackbird), 3196 nucleotides long. NCBI's taxonomy places the organism in Eukaryota, Metazoa, Chordata, Aves, Passeriformes, Icteridae. The record is from RefSeq and is a predicted model, not a curated record.
CGGCGGCUCCGGCCGGGUCAGUCGGUGCGGGGCGAGCGGCGGCGGCACGGCGGGCAGAGAUGCCGCUCUUCGCCGCCAACCCCUUCGAGCAGGACGUGGAAAAAGCCACAAAUGAAUACAACACCAGUGAGGACUGGGGGCUGAUCAUGGAUAUUUGUGACAAGGUUGGGAGCACUCCCAAUGGAGCCAAGGAUUGCCUUAAAGCCAUCAUGAAGAGGAUGAAUCACAAAGUUCCCCACGUGGCUUUGCAGGCUCUCACACUUUUAGGAGCCUGUGUGUCCAACUGUGGCAAGAUAUUCCAUUUGGAAGUGUGUUCCAGGGAUUUUGCCACUGAAGCUCGAGCUAUAAUAAACAAGGCUCACCCAAAAGUGAGUGAAAAGCUAAAAACCCUCAUGGUGGAGUGGUCAGAGGAAUUCCAGAAAGACCCACAAUGCAGUUUAAUAUCUGCAACCAUCAAAUCCCUGAAGGAAGAAGGGGUCACCUUCCCUGCAGCAGGAUCCCAGGCUUCCACCAGUGCUGCUAAGAAUGGCUCCUCAUCCAGUAAAUCCAAAGAAGAUGAGGAUAUAGCUAAAGCUAUUGAAUUGUCUUUGCAAGAGCAGAAGCAGCAGCAGCAAAUGGAGACCAAGUCCUUGUACCCACCUGCAGAAAUGCCACAAAACCCCCAGAGCCUGAGGAAGGUGCGAGCUCUGUAUGACUUUGAAGCUGUCGAGGACAAUGAGCUCACCUUUAAAAGUGGAGAAAUUAUUUUUGUUUUGGAUGACAGUGAUGCCAACUGGUGGAAGGGGGAGAACCACAGAGGAGUGGGGCUGUUCCCAUCCAAUUUCGUCACCUCUGACUUGUCCGUGGAGCCCGAGGCAGCAGCUGUGGAUAAAAUCUCUGUUCCUGAGGACACUGCAGAAGAAAUUAAGAAAGCAGAACCUGAGCCAGUUUAUAUUGAUGAGGAGAAGAUGGAUAAAACACUGCAGGUACUUCAGAGCAUAGAUCCCACGGAUUUAAAGCUGGAUUCUCCAGAUCUUCUCAACUCAGAAGAUAUCUGCCAACAGAUGGGUCCAAUGAUAGAUGAAAAACUAGAAGAGAUAGAUAGGAAACAUUCCGAGUUAUCCGAGCUGAACGUGAAGGUUCUGGAAGCUCUGGAGCUCUACAACAAACUGAUGAACGAGAGCCCCAUGUACUCAGCCUACUCCAAACUCCAGCACCCUGCACAAUUCCCACCCACCUCCUCUGGAGUCUCUGUGCAGUCGUAUCCUGUGCAGCCUCCCAGUGGGAAUUACAUGAUCCAGGGGGUGUCCAUGUCCCCAGGGUACAGCCUGGCCCCGGAGCAGGUGAGGUCUCUGCCUCAGAGCAUCAACUCUGCAGCCACUCAGCCACCUCCAGCUGCUUAUUUAAGGUUUCCUUUCUGGAUGGAUGUAGAAGUGAAGGAGCAUUGGAAUUGCUUGUGGGAAAGGAGGGGCUGGAGAAUGCUGGAAGCUGCUGAAGCCUCUGAGGAUCUGUUCCCUUUGCAGGGGGAGCUGAGUGGAACAGGAACCGCCCUGAUGGGACCAGGGGGUUCUGCCUCUCUUGGGUUUCCUUUCUGUGCCCCUGUGUCCGUGUCUCACCCAGCCCUGAGCCCAGAGGAGCUCCUGCACCACUGGGAAAGGGGGAUCUGAGGCCAUCCCACGUGCUGGGGGUGGGAUUGGGCUCCUGUGCACAGGAAAUCCAGAGCCUUUCCCUGGAGGAGGGAUUGCCUCAGAACUGGCCACGAGUGGCAGCUGGGGAGAAAAGGAAUCCAAGAAUUUCUUCCCUGAUGCACUUUUUGAAGGGUGGGGUUUGUCCAAGGGAGCACAUGGGCUGGAUUAUCCUUGGGGAAUGUGGGAAUCCCUUCUUUUUCUUGUUUCAACUGCUGAACAAAAAAAUCACUUCAUCCUCCUAUUUACCUCCUCACUGGAGCAUGGUCACAUUUAUCCUGCUUUUAACCACCUCUGCUGAGUGAUAAUCCUUGGUUUGGGGAAAUAAUGGAAGCAAAUUUCUGAUAAAAAUAACUCCAUUAAACGCAGGAAGCUCCCAGAUGUCUAAAUAAGCAUUUUUGAUGUAUAAACUUCAUCCCAGAUUGGAACUCCCAGGCUGCUGAGUGACAAAACCCACCCUCCACUCAGCACCUCCUUUUAUUUCAUUAUUUGCUAUCUUGACCUUACACUUGCAGCCUUGUGCCCAUGCAAAAAGUGCUCUUUAAAUCACUUUUUAUUUAAAUGUGUGCAAUUGGAAGGAGGAUUUUGUCUUUCCUUUGGACGUGACUUUAAUUUGUCUUGAUCCUUCCCCUGGAAGUGGCUCAGUACAAAUAACACACGUGGCAAUACUGAAGUGUUUUGAUAACUUGUUCCUUGUGUCUUUUGAGGAAAUGAAUUUAUUUCAAUGCUGCUGUUCCAAAUUCUCAUUGUUUGGAGCUUUUAUUUGUCAGAGUUUACUUUGUUCCAAGUUGGUUUGGGGUAGAACUAAACCUUGCUCUUGUUGCUAUCAAUUCUCCAUGUUUGUUAGGAAAUUGAAAUUGGUGUUUUUUCUGGAUUCUGAGCUUUGGGCCAAGAGAAGUCUUCAAUUGAGCCAGCCAGAUGUGAUUUGAUGAUGUUAAUUGUUAAGUAUAAAUAAUGUAUAUACUCAUUUGUCUGAGAUUUUCUACACAGCUCCACACAUGCCUGAACUUUUAUAAAAGCAGGAUUUGUCCUUCUGUCACCUCUUCUACUCCUAACUCUGUGAUAUGCAACUUGUAGAUAGUGUAAAAUAAUUUAAUUAUUAUUAAACCAGUGUAUUUAGAGGGGGUUGGUGUUUCUCUUCAUACUUCUAGACAUGAUCAUAUUUAUUUUUAAGGCCUGAUUGUAACUGAACAUGCUGCCAAAGGAUUUCUCUAACUCCAGAUUUCUACCUUAGGUUUCUACCUGCUGUUUUCUAUCAGGAAUUCAGGGUGGAGAACUCCUGCUUUUUCAUAUAAACCCUUAACAUAGGAACCUUUCUAAUGAGACUUUCCAGGUGGUGUAUUUGUCUCAUGGGUGUUAAGUGUCACUAUGAGAUCCAUUUCCUUUGGUGUGAGCUGGGGACCUGUUGUGUCUGUUCAAUUUGUCACCCCAGAGUGCUCUGAGGGCUCGUGCUCUGUCCCCUGAUGUCAGCCACGCUUUGUCUCUCCAAUUGGCUCCAGAAAUAAUGGUAAAAAUCCGAUUAUUGAAACCUC